AUGCACGCGAUGACUCAGUUCGGCACAGAUGCACUACAAGGGUCCGUUCUCGGCUCAUGGCGACAUGAUAUUGACGCAGACGUCUCCACAGGAAUAUCUGGCCUCUUAAACGAUGAAAGGAGCCGUGACGAAGGUCGCGAGUCGGGAGAAGAGACCGACACCUCUUUCGAGUCUUGCGAGACUCCGCUCCCCCAGCGUGGUGGCCUUCGGUACUGGGCACCGCGACUUUAUGCUUGGUUGGCACCACGGGUGGGAAAUCGAGCAAGGUGUGCCAUUGCGCUUACCUUUGCGUUACUGGAAGGUUCGAAAGAACGGGCCUGGGAUUUUGCCGGGCACGAAGUGAACUACUUGUCGAUUGAGGUCAUGGCAUGCGCUGUGUCUUUGACCAUCGCGUUGUGUAUCUCCUUCUUCAUGGAGGGGCAAUGGGGAGCCAUAAGGGUAUUUUCCUUUGCCGCUCUUUGGCGGUGGAGCUUCGUGGGGUUGCUUUUUGCUGCAAAAUCCGUGCUUUUGACAAUGUCUGUGGAGUCGGGCUUGCACCACAUGAUAUUCGUCAUGAUGGACAACCUCUACGUAAUUGUUGCUGCGCUUGUGAGCUUCUUUGUCUUUAGCAGAUUGUAUGGUAAGCUGGAAUGGCUGUCGCUGUCCAUGCUGAUUCUGUCAUCCCCUGCCUUCUUCAUUAUGCGUGAGCGGUGUGACGUGAACUAUUGUGGCUACUUUAAUUUCAAGCACCCCGACACCAACUUCAGUGGGAUUGCGAGCGCCUUCGUGGGAAUUUCUGUGGGUGCAGUAGCGUCAGUUCUAUCCGAGCGAAUAUUCAAGAAUCUGUCUCGUGGGAUUGAGUUGGCGCACCGUGACUACACCUUACACGGAAAGUACUACAUCCAUCGGGUGCACCUGGACUUUGUGACUUUCAUUCUUCUUGGAGCAGUUUGGACCUGGCAGUAUUACUUCCAGCACGGGCCAUCAUGGGGAUCCCGCACUGAUGUCAUGUUUGGCUCCUGGAGCAGGCGCCACUUCGUGCUCCUUUUUCUCACGGUUGGACAGAUGUGGUGGGCUGGCCUCGUCGUUCAGCAUUUUUCGACCGUCACAAAAUCCCUCAUUCAGACUGUUGUUGGCGUUUUAAGCGCAUGCAUCAUUGAUCCGAUGAUGGGGAUCACUCUGGGACACAACUGGGGAAUCCGAUCGAUUCCAUCAACCUUGAUCGCUAUUCUCGUUGUCAUCUGCGCUAUUCUGUUCCAGACGGGAAGACUGAAUGUCAAGCUUCUAUGGAAAGCAACCGGGUUUACUCCGAAGCGAGAGCUGGGGGGCCUUCAAGCGUGCAGGCAGUAUGUUAUGGAGAUGAUGUGCUCCACUGCUAAAGACGAGGACGCUGCAGACACGCCCUCGCCAUUGUGCGGCUAUAUUCUGAAGUACUCUUUACCCGUCUUGUACAUUGUGUCAAACGCACUGCAGACUGAGUUCCAGAAUGCAGUAUCGGCGAAUCGUUUCUUUGUGCCCCAGUCGCUGCAAGUAGGCAUACCCUUCUGUGGGAUGGGCUUGGCUUGUGUGCUAACGAUGAACAUCUAUGGUUUGUCCGGGCUCAAGGAGGCCUUCAAUCCCAGAAACCUGCCGAAGUUCUUGCUGCUGGGAUUAUUGCAGUCUGUUGUGGGUGCCUUGGCUGGUCUGUCGAUGGGUCUUGGCAUCAAUUCCUCGCUGUAUGUGGCCAUGGGAAAGAUCUAUACUCCUCUUUCGCUGGUCCUUGGUCGUUGGAUACUGAAGCGCCGAUACCUGUGGAUCGAAUGGCUGUCCGUCACUGCGUUGUUCGAUGCGUCGAUCACUCUUGCCUUCAUGGAUGCUGCAGUUGCCGGUAGGACGGCAGGGAAAGGUUCAAGUGUGGCCGCCAUACUUUGCGUGGCCGCAUCGGCAUCGUUCGCUUGCAUUUACUCCGUGAUCAUGGAGGUGGCACUUCAGAAGACGACAACGCCUUUCAUAAUAAAUAAGAUCCGGCUCGAUCUCGGAGCCUUUCUGUGGGGCAUUGUUUUCUUACCGGUCAUGGGGUACCUUGGAAUCAAGGGAGGACGCCCUGACCUGGCAUUUUGGGUCUUCCGGCCGAGCCCGUACUGGGAUUGCCAUUCUGUUGGAUCCUGCAACGAAGCAGGUGCCUUCAUCAGUUUGAAUAGCACUACAGUCACUACAUCCCAAGAGCUUCACUGCCUUUGUGGUCGUGGCAUCUUGUUGGGUUGGGACUCCUGGAUUGUCUAUGCAGCGCUGGCGGCUGGCGUCCUCUACAGCUGGCUGACGGGAAAGGUCAUCGAGCACUUUUCCACGGUCAUGCGGUCUGUCUUUGAUGGCUUUCCGAUCGUACUUCUGUGGUUUGUCAUAUCCCCAACAACCUCGCGCAUACCUCUGCAGGCCUUCCGAGACUUUUACAACACUGGGCCCAUUCCGUUCAUCAACCGAGAUUGGGGCAAAGAUCUGAUGACAAUCGUAAAUCCACUUAGUGCCAUAACAUACAUUGAAGCAGCCGCACAAGUUCGAGAAGUGAUGGAGCUUCGUAAAAAGAAUGGCGAAGAGGCUGAGAUAGCGCUGCCGCUGUCUUCUGAUGAGGACAGCGCAGGUGGCAGCACGGAGGGCAGCACAGACACGCAAAGUGAGUGUGCCUGUUGA
This is a messenger RNA of Symbiodinium natans, 2646 nucleotides long. The record is from the annotation of a GenBank genome assembly. NCBI's taxonomy places the organism in Eukaryota, Dinophyceae, Suessiales, Symbiodiniaceae.